Lodderomyces margitis is the source of this 4866-nucleotide messenger RNA. RefSeq names its product SIP3. Gene Ontology annotation, cellular component: cytoplasm. Gene Ontology annotation, molecular function: protein binding; succinate-semialdehyde dehydrogenase (NAD+) activity. Bases 1 to 4866 code for a protein of 1621 amino acids. The record is from RefSeq and is a predicted model, not a curated record. Lineage: Eukaryota; Fungi; Ascomycota; Pichiomycetes; Serinales; Debaryomycetaceae. The transcript is spliced from 3 exons.
AUGCAACCGGCAUCGAAAGGUUUGCCCAACAGUGGUCAAAAACCGCAACCUCGAGACGCUUCCCAGCAAAAACAAUUGCUACAAUCGACGCAAAGUAGUAAGUCUGUGCCAACGAAGAAGAAGACUAAGCAUCAAAUUUUGAGACAGUUUAAGUUGAUAUCUGUGAACUUUAAAGAAGCAGCAUUGGAUAGUCCUAGCUUUCGAGCUUCCGUAAAUCACUUAGACAUACAAUUGAGCAAUAUAGAGCAAUGGCUAGUGGCCAUAAGCUCAUCUUUGAAAAAAAUGCCGAGAUAUAUUAAGGAAGUGGAAACCUUUUGCAACUCGUUCUUGGAGUAUUUAUUUCCAAGUUUUUUGCAGGAAGGGUUCAUAAAUCAGGAAUACAGCUCGCAAGCUUUACAAGCAACUCUAGCCGGCUUGAAAGAAAUCUGGGGUAGAAGUUUGUUUGCGUUGAACCUAAACCCAUCGGUUUUGAACGAAUUGAUUCAGUUUCGAACAACGAAUGUAGUCAAGUAUCGGGAAUUGCGACAGAGGUUUGAAUCGAGCCAACGAAAGUACGACAGGUAUACAAGCGUAUUUGCGAGUUCAUCAAAGUCUAAAGAUGCAGUAAUGGUUAUGGAGGAUGCCAAACAAUUGUACCAAGUACGAAAGGAGUAUUUACACGUAUCACUUGAUCUUGUUUGUGAAUUGCAGAACUUGAGUGGGACUUUGGAUAGGCUACUUGUAUCGCUAGUAACCAGUCUCUGGGAGAAAAAGUAUUCAAUAUUUGCAAUGGGCCAACCCAACAACCCCCUCAGAAAGAAUUACGACCAAAUUAAAAGGGUACUGAGCUGGAGCAAUUCUAUUGUGACUGCGUCAGAUGAGCUCAGAAAUGACAUGUUGCUUGCGCGCAAGCAAGUGGAGGACGGGUCGAACGCUCAAUUCCAACCUUCUUUGAAUGCUAAUGAUUACAAAGUAGCAACAAUAAGCUAUAAAUCUUUGCGCAAUAUAAAUGAGCCUGCAUUUGAGAAGCACGGCUACUUGUUUAUGAAAACAUGGACAGAGAAAAGCCCAAAAACAAUCUGGGUAAGGAGAUGGUGUUUCAUAAAGAAUGGAGUGUUUGGGAUGUACUUGUUGAGCCCGGAACAAACAUCAGUACAAGAAAGUGACAAGAUUGGUAUUUUUCUCUGUAAUAUGAGGUACGCACCAAAUGAGGACAGAAGGUUUUGUUUUGAUAUAAAGACAAGUGACACUACUAUAACGUUACAAGCAGAGGCGCUUAUUGAGCUAAAGUCAUGGUUGAAGGUGUUUGAAAAUGAGAAGGACCGCAUUUCCGCGUUGCCACCAGAAGAUGACCUAUUCAGGGUCGCCUCUACUAGAUUUCCGCCAAUAUUUGCCGAAUUUGCCUCGACUGAAAAUACGACUAUGGAUCAGGAAUUGUCUAGUCUGAAGAUUGUUAAUUCUACCGGACAGACAAUAGUAUCCAGUUCAAUGAUACGCAACGUCGACAGAUUCUGCAAGUUGUAUGGGGUUAAUUUGUAUGCGGAUAUGCCUCGAGUUCAUCCCCCGUUUAUGACUGACAGAACCAAAGACUCGUUUGUUGCUUAUUGUAGCAGCUUCAGGGCUAUAGAUAUUCCCCAAGCUUUGACAGCUAAUGUAUGGGGAUCGGUGAAUUGGGGGUUAUAUUAUCUCCAAGGAGCAAUUGACCGCACUGAUAUUUUUCCCCGGGCCCCGAUAGUUAGAGAUGACACAAUGAUAGAGUUUCAGGAAAAGUACCACGGUUCAGCGGUCCCUUAUCCCCAGUUCUACCCACGAGAGUUGAUAACCUUUGACAUUCAAAUGCGUGCAUUAUUUGAAACCAUAGUUGAAGCAGGAGAAUACUGUAUUAUGUCUUUUUGUUGCAUUUGGGCCCCAAAUUCAAAACAGGAAUUGAGUGGGCGUUGCUUCUUGACCACGCGUCACGUAUACUUUUACAUGCAGGCUUUGGGGUUUGUUGCAUUAUACAAAUCAUAUAUUGGUGAAUCUGUGUCUGUUGAAGUUGUGAGUCAAACGGACUUUGAUACUUUAAAAGUUUACUAUGUCGACGGCGUCAUAAAGUUGAAGUUAUUUAUGGAAGAUGCAAAAAUGAUAAAAACAAAAUAUCUUUAUCUUAUAGAUAACAUCAUCAGUGACAGCCCAAAGAAUCUUCAAGGAGUGUUGAACAAAUUUAAAGAAAUUGAAGCCCAAGUACACCAGGAAGCGCAGGACAAGGAGAUAAUCCAAGAAAUCAACAACUUAACGAAAAACUUGUCAAAUAAGGCUUUGAUAAAUAACAGGUUGUUGAUUGGUGGGGAUGCAGCUUCGAUAUCACCUAACAAACGUGGCACAGUGACAUCAUACCGAGUCGAUUUCACCCCUCAAUUUUAUCUAGUGGGUGAAAAGACUUACCCUUUGCCUCCAAAAGCCGUAUUCCAUGCUUUGUUGGGCGACGACUCAGAUAUAUUCAACAGGGAAACUGCAACUGUCAAGUUUGGCUUUCAGGUGAAGAAACCGUGGAGAUUUGUCAACGAGAAUGGUAAUAAUUUGUACCGUCGAGGGGUAAUGCCAGUUUUACUAAAUGGUAAGAAAAAACAAUUGGAAUACAACCAAGUUAUUGAAAGAAUGGAUGACAAUACUUAUUAUGUUUUCACACAUAAGCUUUCGCAGUUUAGUUUAGGCCUAGGCUCACCUUUUACUACGGUGGGAAAGUUUGUCGUUGUUGGCACCGCAGGGAAACGAACUAAGAUUUACUUCUAUUCACAAACUACUUUUGAACACAAUUCGCCUUGGAAUCCACUAAUUAAGCAAAUAGUAAGGAGCAUUUCUUUAGAUCAGGUAUCGAAAAUCAAUUACAAAUUAAAGAAUGCCGUCAAAGCUAUAGGAACACAUGGGCAGAUUGUCAAAGCCAUUUAUUUGUACGGAAAAUUGAGUCACACGAAUGAGCCAGACACGGAGGUACUUCCGCUAAAACCACCUACAGUUCAGCUUGGCAUGGAUGAUUGCAAAACUACUGUUACAUAUUGGACUGUACACAGGGGUAAUUCUUUAGCCAGUGAAUUUGUGAAACAAAACCCAUUGCUCUUGCAAAGGGCGGUAUAUUCCCAAGAUGUGAUGGAUGAAUUCAAGAGUAAGAUGAGUGCGUUGAACUCGACUGUUUCAAGCAGUAAACCCUUUGAGCUUUUUGAAGCAGAGUCUUUCACUUAUAAUUACCAAAACCUAUCAAAAUUAUUCAACGAUGAUGAGACUCUUUCCAAUAGUGAUACUCAAGAAAUUCAUAAGAAAUUGAGAGCCGAAUUUAGGGCAAUCGGUGUUGAGCGGUACAACUUGUUGGUUGAAUUGAGACUUUUGCAGAAUAAAGAAAAAGAAAUCACGCAGAGAGAAUUCACAAACUGGUUGCUAAAUGAGAUUGAUAGAUGCGACUCUAUGCAGGAACCCAUGCAGGAAGAAAGCAAAGUUUACCCAUCAAUCGUUGGUGGCAAAGAGAUCUUUAAUGAGGACGACGAAAUCGUUGUCAAAAGUGCGUCCAAUGAGAUAUUGCACCGCUUUGCACAUUUUUCGAUAUCUGAUAAGUCUAUGAACCAAUUGAUAAUCAAUGCGAAGGAAGGCUUUAGUGAAUGGUCUUCUAUCCCAACUGAAGAAAAGGUCAGGAUUUUUAACAAGACCCAAGUGCUCUUGAAAGAAAGAAGAUCAGAGUUUGUUGAAAGUCAUCUAGAGAUUGGCGGUCCUGGGUGGUUUGCUGACUUUAAUGUCGAUGGAACUAUAGAUCAACUCCAGGAGUACACGAGUCAAUUGUCACGAUCACCAGGGGAAAUAGUUCAAUCCUCACAUAAUGAUUUAGCAUUGACUGUCAAGCAACCCAUUGGUCCUGUGUUAUCGAUUUCACCUUGGAAUGCUCCAGUUAUUUUAGCUGGAAGGUCUAUAUUGGCGCCACUAGCAGCCGGGUGCUCAGUUAUCCACAAGUCAAGUGAGAAAUCUCCAAGGUCCAGUUAUCUUUUAGUUAAAUGUUUUCUUGAUGCGGGUGUUCCACCUAAAGCGUUGCAGUUGGUUCACCUCAAGCCCGAAGAGAAUCCCGUUUUCAUUGAUGACGUUUUGAAGUCCGGUGCAAUUAAAAAGGUAAACUUUACUGGUUCGACAAUGGUGGGAAGGAAAAUUGCGGAAAAGUGUGGCAGAUACUUGAUCCCAUAUUUGUUAGAAUUGGGUGGGAAAAAUUUGUCCAUUGUUUUAUCUGAUGCUAACUUGGACAAGGCAGCUGGGGCCAUUUUAUUUGGCGCUUGGUCCCAUAGGGGGCAAAUUUGUAUGAGCACCGAUAAAGUAUUUGUGGAUGAGGAGAUUUACGGCAAAUUCAAGUCCAAAUUAGUCGAAGUAGCUCAGGAAUUCUCAAAGGAUAAGGAUCACCAAUUGAGCCAUAGAGAUGUGCUCGGUAGAGACAAAGUGAUGGAUUUGGUUGAAGAUGCUAUACAAAAGGGAGCGAAAUUGGUGUAUGGUCUGUUUGAUAAGAAUAAAAUUUUAAAAUCAAACGUUAUUGAACCAAUGGUAUUGGAAGAUGCGGACUCUCUGAUGUCCAUAUACACACAGGAGACAUUUGGGCCCGUUUUCACAAUACACAAAUUCAAAGAUGUGGAAGAUGUCAUUACCGAGGUCAAUAAUCAUAGUUAUGGUUUGAAAGGAGCAGUUUGGUCCACAAACAUAAUCAAGGCUCUUAACAUUGCGAAGAAAUUGGAAAUCGGUGGUGUCCAUAUAAACUCGCCAACAAUUUCAGAUGAAGCAACAGUGCCUCAUGGAGGAGUUAAAUCCAGUGGAGUUGGAAGAUUCAAUAGUCACUGGGGUAUGGAUGAGUUUCUGAUCAUUAAAGCAAUUACAAUCAACGAGUAA